Tetrahymena thermophila SB210 is the source of this 2211-nucleotide messenger RNA. RefSeq names its product cation channel family protein. NCBI's taxonomy places the organism in Eukaryota, Ciliophora, Oligohymenophorea, Hymenostomatida, Tetrahymenidae. The transcript is spliced from 7 exons. The record is from RefSeq and is a predicted model, not a curated record.
AUGAAGGAUAAAACUCAAGCUUUCACUGAUAUUUUUAAACUUAUUUUUAAUAUUCUAUUUAUUGCUCAUUUGGUAGCCUGUAUAGCGCUUCUUUCUGUUUAUCUAGAACUACAAUACAGUUCUAGCCAAAAGAUUUGGAUGAUUCAAUAUAUCAAUGAUGAGUGGUAUAUCAGGUACUUCAACUCCCUUUAUUGGUCUGUAGUCACUAUGAUUACUCUCGGAUAUGGAGAUAUAGUCCCAAUUACUAUUGUUGAAAAAAUAUUAGUUACUUUUAUUGGAUUGGUAGGAUGCUUAGUGCUAUCUUAUUCGAUGAAUCAAUUUGGUUUGAUAUUGAAUGACUUAUAUAGAAAAAAGAAAGAAUUUAAAUAAAAGAUGAUAUAUUUAAAUUAGUAUCUUACAAACAGAAACUUAGAGAAGAAUAUUCAGCAACACGUUUUAAAAUAUUAUAACUAUGUUUACAAUUAGCAAGAAUUUAAUAAUCUUGAAGGUAAUACACUUUUAAACUAACUUCCUAUAAGUCUCAAGGAAGAAGUACUGAUAAAUUUAUAUAGCGAUUUGAUUAAUUCAAAAAAAAUAUUUUCUCAUAAUUUUAGCAAACAAUUUUUAACUAAACUAAUGCUAAAAAUGAAAGAAAAAAUAAUUUCUCCUCAAGAACCCUUAUAUAAUUAAGGAGACUAGCCUGAUGAGCUAUAUUUUAUACUCAGUGGACAAAGUAAAACAUCUGAAAAAGACAAAAAAGAUCCAAUAUGCUUAAUACAAAAAAAAGGAGAAUUGGUUGGUGAAUUAGAGUUUUUUUCUUCUUUUUAAAGAUAAUGGAGUGCAAAAGCAAUAAAUGUAACAUGUGUUGCCUACAUAACGAAGCAAGAUUUUUUGUAGAUACUUCAAGAUUUUCCUCUUGAUAGAGAGAAGUUUAAGAUGAUUUAAGAUGAUUAUGUCUUCAAUAAAAAAAAUUGUUUCUUUUCUUGCUAUGGAUGCUAAAAAACUGAUCACACUUUAAAUGAGUGUAUUUAAGUCUUUUACCAUGCUCCAAAAUAAAAAAUAAUUAAAUCUAUUCAACUAAAUUUGCCAUAAAUCCGCCUUAAAAUCAAAAGAAAAUCUAAUAAAUCAUAAAAAGCUUUACUUAUUUAAAAAUACUCAGAACAGAUAUGCCUCCUUUAUCAAUAAAGCUUAGCUAUUUAGCAAUCUGCUGCUAAGCUCUCUGCUGUAUUUGAUGUUCCUAUAAAACACUAUGGAACUCAAAUGUCACAAUAACAAGAAAAUUACAGCAUGCAAUUGGGAAUCAGCAUAGAAAAAAAUAAUAAGAAAGGAAAUCUUUAAAAGUUAGAAUUAACUUAACAAAAAUUAGCCAAAGUUCCUUUAGCUUGUAAUGAAUCAUAGAAUACUAAUUAGAGUCUGUAGCAUCCUGAAUCUUUACAAGUUUCUUCUAGCUUUCUUCCUUUUGAUGUUAGUGCACCACCAAGUGCAACUUUUAAUUAAAAAGAAAGAAAGAAAAGUUUACUGAAUAGGACUUUUGAUGAUUAAGCAAAUAGCUAAUCUUCAAUUUAUAGAGAAAGGAAAAGUAUCUUGGUCAAUAAAAAACCUGAUAGCUUAGAAGAUACAAAUAAUUAGAUAAAAGAAAAUUUAUAAAAUAGGCAGCAAUACACAAAAAAAUUUAGCCAAUUCUCUUAGAUAGAACGACAAUUAACCAACGAAGGAAAUAAAUCUAGAGAAGAAGAUAUAACUUACAAAAGCUAGGACGGCCAAACAGAAUGUGUUAAAAGCAAUUCAUCAAACGAUGAAUAAUCUGUGUUUACACCAGAAUAAUAAGAUGGAAAUUAAUAAGUCUAAGUAACUUUAAAUAAUCCAAAAAUAAAAGUUUAAAGUUAAUCUAUAUCUUCUUUUGCUCAUUAAUCACUUUAAAGAAUAAAAACUAUUGACGUUAAUGAAGAUUACAACUCUAACUAUCCUUUUCAUUAAAAUACUUCUAAUUAAGUAGGUCAAAGUUUAUUUAUAAUUGAUAAUUUCGAUAGAGGAAAUGAUUUCGAAAUAUAUUUCCCGAACAACAAUAAAACUUAAAUGAUAGUAUCUGCAAAUAUCAAAAGAAAUUUUGAUGCAUUAUAAAAUAUAAAAAGAAGAAAAAGGAAAACAAAACUUAUUGAAACUUAGGAGAAAAUUAAAAAAAUAUAGAAUAAAUAUAGAUAAUAAAAAAUUAACAGUAUUAAAUUUUAAUGA